Molecule: messenger RNA, 2856 nt
Organism: Myzus persicae (green peach aphid)
Lineage: Eukaryota; Metazoa; Arthropoda; Insecta; Hemiptera; Aphididae
Product: dentin sialophosphoprotein-like
Exons: 2
Coding region: 65-2824 (919 amino acids)
Source: RefSeq, a predicted model, not a curated record
ACAAUCAUAGCACGUUAUGUUAUUCAUUCAAAGUUAUGAGAAAUAUCCUUAAAAUCAAAUAAAAAUGAACUUCUACCAGAAUUGCAUCGUAUUCUUUAUAACUCAUAAAUACAUUUUAUGGAUGCUAGUAUCACAACGAAUUCUAUACACGUCGUCUGUUACUUCAAAACAUUUUGACUACGAAGUAUCAGAAAAAAGUGAUUUACCGUUCAUUCAUUAUCAUGGUAAACCUGAAACUAAAGAAGAAAAGGAAAAUAAGAACGCUAUGGACACAUAUAAUUUAGCUUUAACAAAUGAUAUGGAUGAGGAACAAUGGAAGAAUAACCUUAUGGACGGUGAACAAUAUAGUAAUAAUAAUAAUAAUCAACACAGUGUUGAGAUUCCGUUUUAUUGGGUAGUUGGUGUUGAUGGCCGAAAGCAUAAAAAGAAAAAAACCCACGCUCAUUUACGAAAAUCGAGAGAUGUAACUUAUCACAAAUCACAUCAUAAAUCACCACUGAAAUCAAGUAAAUAUAAUGAUCAAGAAUUCAAUAAACAUUUGAAAACGAAAGAAAAUAAAAUAAAAUAUAAAAACUUGCAUCAUAAUAAGCACAAGAAAUUAGAUGAUGAAACAAGUCAUAAAUUGAAAGAUGAAUCAAGUGAUACAUUAAGUAAACAUCGGCAUGUUUUAAGAAGAAAAAAAACUAGAAAAACAUCAUCUCAUAAAAUACACAAGAGAUCAAGUAAAAAAUUAACGGAUUCAACAAUAGAUGAUAAUAUGACAAUGAAAGAUUCAAAUGAGUUGAAUAAAAAAGUGAGUAAAAGAUCUUCUAGCCUAGAAGAUUCAAAUAAUUCAGACAAAGUUGUAAAGAAUGUAGCAAAAACACAUUCAAGUAAAAAUUCAAAUAGAAAAACAGACAAGGUAUUAAAAAAUCAGCGAAAAUUAGACACACACAAUAAUUUAGAUAAAGCUCAUGAUAGUAUAAAGAAUAAUUAUCAAAAACGUAGAUCGAGUAGUAAAAUAGAUAAACCAAGUAAAAAAUUAAAAGAUGCUCACACUAACCAAUCAGAUAAAUAUUCAGACAAGCAUCUGAAACAAAAACAAAACGAUAAAUUAAAGGAAGGGUCAAAUAGUGAAUCAGAUGAUAACUUAAGUGAUUCAACAGAUAUUGAAGACAGUGAUGAAGCAGAUAAAAAUGUCGAUAAUUUAAAAAAAAAAAAUCAGCACCAAAAAAGAAAUAGUCAAUCUAGAAAAAAACCAAACAAUAAAUUAAAAAAAGUGACGGAUAAACAUCACAGUGAUUUAAAAGACAAGUAUACUGAAAAACAAUCGAGUAAUAAAGCAGGUGAAAACUCAAGUGAAAAUGAAUUAAAAGAAGUAGAAAGUGAUGAUGAAUCAGAAAAGAAAUUGAAUGAUUCAAUAACCAAUGAACAUAGUGAUGUAUCUAACAAACAAAAUAACCAUAAAAAAAAGAAAUUAAAUAACAAAGUCGGUACAACUUCAAAUAAUAAACUAAAACAAAAAUCGAGUGAUGAAUCAGACGAGGAAUUAAACAAUACAAUACGCAAGGAACAUGGCAAUAAAUCUAAUAAACACGGCAAGAAUUUAAAAAAUAAGCAAAAAAAACAGAAAUCAAAUGACAAAGUCGGCAAAACUUCAAAUAAUAAACUGAAACAAGAAUCGAGUGAUGAAUCAGACGAGGAAUUAAUUAGUCAAAUGCACGAUGGACAUAGUGAUGACGAUAAAUCUAAUAAACAUGCUAAGAAUUUAAGAAAUAAACAUCAACAUCAAAAAUCAAUUAGUAAAGCAGGCAAAAAAUUAAAAAACGAAUCAAAUAGUGAAUCAGAUGAGGAGCUAAAUGAUUUGAUGAACAACGAUCUUAGAGACGUGGCUAAUAAACAUAGCAGCCAUAUUAAACAUAAAUCAAACAACAGAGUCAGUAAAAAUUCUGAAAAAAAUGAUAAAUUAAAACAAGAGUCAAGCGGUGAAUCAGAUGAGGAAUUAAAUAAUUCAAUGGACGAUGAACAUAGCAAUGGAUCUAAUAAACAUCAGCAUCAAAAAUCGAAUAGUAAAGUAAGUAAAAAAUCAAGCAAUAAUCUAAAUGAAGAACCAACUGAUGAAUCAGAUGAUGAAUUAAAUGAUUCAAUAAACGAUAAACAUACUGAUGUAUCCAGUAAACAUGCUAACAAUUUAAAAAAUAAACAUAAAAAACAGAAAUCAAAUAAUAAAAUGGGUAAAAAUUCAAGUAAUAAAUUAAAACAAGAAUCAAGCGGUGAAUCAGAUGAAGAAUUAAAUAAUUCAAUGCACAAUAAACAAAAAGAUAAAUCUAAUAAACAUGCUAAUAAUUUGAAAAAUAAACAUCUGAAUCAAAAAUCAAAUGGUAAAGGAGGCAAAAUAUUAAGUCAUAAACUAAAAGACGGAUCAAGUGGUAAAUCAGACAAGAAUUCAACAAGCAAGGAAUCGAGCAGUGAAUCGAAUAAUUCGCAUAUAAAACCUCCAAAUAAGAAACAUAGAAAGAAAUUGGAAACUAAAAAGGACAAGAAAGGUAAAACAUUUAAAGACAGUCCAGUUAAUAAAUCAGCUGAUAAUACAAACAAAGAAUCAACCGAUGAUGAGUCUAAUAUUGUGGUCAAUCAUACCAUCUCAAGUCAAAAAUUAAGACCAAAAUCAAUCACUAAAACAAAGAAGAGAAAUAAUAAACUAAAACAUAAUUCGAAAAAUAACUCAAAUAAGGAUUUACAAGAAGAUGAUCAAUCAGAUGAUUUAAUUAAAAUUACUCAACAAAAUUAUUUUUCUAAUCGUCAUGUGAAAGACAAGGAUCCAUUGCUAGAUGAUUCGAAAUAGCAUUCAAAUAAAAACAAAAACCAAUCAUUUUU